This is a messenger RNA of Dictyostelium purpureum, 2205 nucleotides long. RefSeq lists its product as uncharacterized. Gene Ontology annotation, molecular function: iron ion binding; stearoyl-CoA 9-desaturase activity. The transcript is spliced from 2 exons. Bases 58 to 2136 code for a protein of 692 amino acids. The record is from RefSeq and is a predicted model, not a curated record. Gene Ontology annotation, cellular component: endoplasmic reticulum membrane. Gene Ontology annotation, biological process: unsaturated fatty acid biosynthetic process. NCBI's taxonomy places the organism in Eukaryota, Evosea, Eumycetozoa, Dictyosteliales, Dictyosteliaceae.
AAUAAAUUAUAUAUAUAAAAUUAUAUUUUUUUUUAGAUAUAUAUUAAAAGAUAAAAAAUGAUUUCAUCACCUAUAUCUACUUGCACAGAAGUAGUAGAGAUGAUUUCAAAACUUCCAAAAGAAGUUUUUGAAAAAAGCACUAGAUCAGCUACCAAAAAAUUAAUAGCAUCAAUUUCAUUAGUUACAAUUGGUGCUUAUUUAGUAUAUGCAUUACCAUGGUAUUUAUUACCAAUUGGUUGGAUUUUUAUGGGUACAGCAUGUUGUGGUUUAUUUGCUGUUGGUUAUGCAUGUGGUAACGAUUUAUUUUUCAAAAAUAAAUUUGUAAACUAUGUUGUUGGUACCAUCUGUAUGUUACCAUUAAUGUAUCCUCUCGACUAUUGGAAAAAGAGAAUCGAAAAGAAAGCUUCAGAAGGUCGUGACUUUGUACGUGAAAUCGCUUCCGGUCACUAUUGGUAUUUCUCAUCACUUUUACAAUGGUUAUCAUUAAAUUUCUCAUUCAAAUUCUCCAAAGGCAUGAUGUUAAGUGUUUCAUUCCUCUACUUGUUCAUCGCUCUUUUCUUCCCAUUGAUGACUUAUGGUUUUGGUGUUUGGGGUCUCUUUAAAUAUUAUUUAAUUCCAUUAUUUGUAUACCACUUUUGGAUGUCAACCUUCCUUAAAGCCUCAUCACUUUCAAACUUUUCAAGCAAACCAACAUUCUUUGCUCUUCCAUCAUGGGUCGAAUAUCUUACCCAAGAUUUUAACAUUGGUGUCACUCUUACCAAUAUGUCACAAAAUAUUGGUGUUCCAUCAUACAAAUGGAAAGAUGCUUACAAAGCUUUAAAGAAAGAAUAUGAAAGUAUUACUGAGCUUUCAUUUGCCACCCUUUUAACCCAAUUACCACCAGUUGUCCAACAUGUCGGUGAAAAAUCAACUCCAACAGUCGAGUUAAAUAAAGAAGAAAAUAGUGGUGAGGUUUUAUAUGCCGUUCAUCCAUCAAGACCAUGGUACGAAAAAGUUAAUUGGAAAAUUGCCGCUUUCUUACUCGGUACACCAGUACUCGCUAUUUAUGGUAUUCUUACUACUCCAUAUGUUACCAAAACUUAUAUUACUGCUUUCAUUGCUUACUAUAUCGCUGGUAUGGGUAUCACUGCUGGUUAUCAUCGUCUCUUUUCACAUCGUUCAUACAAAGCCAAAUUACCAGUUCGUAUUAUUCUCAUGUUGAUGGGUACUAGUACUUUUGAAGGUAGUGUAUUCGAAUGGUGUCAAGAUCAUCGUGCUCAUCAUCGUUUCACUGAUACAGAUAAAGAUCCAUAUAAUGUCAAAAAAGGUCUUUUCUAUUCACACAUGGGUUGGAUGCUCUUAAAACGUAUUCCAGGUGACUCUGAUAUCAGUGAUCUUGAAGCUGAUCCAGUUCUUCGUUUCCAACACAAAUAUUUUGUACCUUUAGCUUUUAGUUUGGGUUGGUUUGUACCAAUGUUUAUUUGCGGUUUAGGUUGGGGUGACUGGAGAGGUGGGUUCUUAAUUGCUGGUGUUGCAUCCAAAGUUUUCAUGAUGCAAUGUACCUUCUGUAUCAACAGUUUAGCUCAUUAUCUUGGCGAAGCUACUUACACCGAUCAACGUUCACCACGUGAUUCAUUCAUCACCUCAUUAGUUACUUUUGGUGAAGGUUAUCAUAACUUCCAUCACGAAUUCCCAUAUGACUAUAGAAAUGGUAUUCAUCACUCAGCUUAUGACCCAGGUAAAUGGUUAAUUUGUCUCCUUUCAUGGUUUGGCCAAGCUUACGAGCUCAAACGUUUCCCAAGUGAACUUUUUGUUAAAGGUAAAAUUCAAAUGGCUGAAAAGAAAAUUAGAGAACAAAGAGAUAAAUUAAAUUGGGGUAAACCAAUAUCAGAACUUCCACAAUAUACCCGUUUAGAAUUCAAAGAAAAAUGUCAAAAAGAAAAGAAACAAUGGUUAGUUGUUGAAAAUGUUAUUUAUGACAUGAUUGAAUUCGCUUCAAACCAUCCAGGUGGCAAACAACUUAUUGAUGACUACAUUGGAAAAGAUGCCACCCGUGCUUUUAAUGGAGCAGUUUAUAAUCAUUCUUUUGCUGCUAGAAACUAUUUAGAUAUGUACAGAUGUGCUGUUCUCAAAAAUGAUGAGGAAAAAUCAAACUAAAAUACCCAAAUUUAUUUUUUAAUAAAAUCCAUUAUAUUGUUUUUAAAAAAAUAAUAUAAAAUUAUCUCC